AUGUUGGAAAGUGGUAUUGUUCUUGGGCACAAAAUUUCCCAUGUCGGCAUUGAGGUUGAUAGAGCCAAGGUUGAGGUCAUUGAAAAACUUCCUCCCCCCACCAACGUGAGGGAUGUGAGAUCCUUUCUUGGCCAUGCCGGGUUCUAUCGGCGCUUUAUAAAAGAUUUUUCAAUUAUUGAUAAGCCUCUCACAUCCCUAUUGCAACAAGAUAAGGAGUUUUUGUUUGAUGAUGCUUGGAAGAAGGAAGCUAAACCGAGGUUGUUAAGAUGGGUUUUAGUCCUCCAAGACUUCGAUUAUGAGAUGAGAGACAAGAAGGGAGCCGAGAAUGUAGUGGCGGAUCACCUUUCAAGGUUAGGCGAUGCAAGGUUUGAAGAUGAUGGCUUGCCAAUAGAGGACGCUUUAAGGGAUAUUGUGCUAUAUGUCCUUGAAGUGAAAUCGGAGCCAUGGUAUGCAGAUAUUGUGAAUUAUUUGGCUUGUGGUGCCAUACCUCCGUAUUUCACUUCACAACAACGUCGAAAGCUCAAGCAUGAGGCAAAGAGAUAUAUUUGGGAUUAUCCGAUUUUGUUGAAAAGAGGGGUCGAUGGCGGAGCUUCUCCAACGAAUGGCUCUAAGGUGGUGGUCAAUCUUUUCAAGAAAGUGAUCUUCCUGAGAUUUGGUGAUCCAAGAGCAAUAAUUAGUGACGGGGGAUCGCAUUUCAAGCACCAUACCUUCGUUCGACUACUUGAUAAGUAUGGGGUGUCUCACAAGCGAGGGCUUGCUUACCACCCUCAAUCGAGUGGUCAAGCGGAGGUCACCAAUAGAGAGCUUAAGGUGAUUUUGGAGAAGACGGUUUCUAGGACGAGAAAGGAUUGGUCCACCAAACUCAUUGAUUCUCUAUGGGCUUAUAGGACUGCCUUCAAGACUCUGAUAGGGACCACCCCCUACAAGAUCGUCUAUGGAAAGAAUUGUCAUUUUCCCAUGGAGAUGGAGCAUCGUGCUCAUUGGGCAAUCAAGCAAGUCAACUUGGAUCUCCAUAGUGCGGGAGAGCGAAGGCUUUUAGAGUUGCACGAGUUAGAGGAGUUGAGGAUGAAUGCCUACGAGAGUGCAAGUAUGUACAAAGCAAGAACCAAAGCUUGGCAUGAUGCCCAAAUCAUCAAGAAAGAUUUUGUCAAGGGGCAAAAGGUGCUCCUCUUCAACUCGCGAUUGAAACUCUUUUCGGGCAAACUCUGA
This is a messenger RNA of Chenopodium quinoa (quinoa), 1209 nucleotides long. RefSeq lists its product as uncharacterized. The transcript is spliced from 3 exons. The record is from RefSeq and is a predicted model, not a curated record. Gene Ontology annotation, molecular function: nucleic acid binding. Lineage: Eukaryota; Viridiplantae; Streptophyta; Magnoliopsida; Caryophyllales; Amaranthaceae. Gene Ontology annotation, biological process: DNA integration. Bases 1 to 1209 code for a protein of 402 amino acids.